AUGGCGGCGAAGCAGAUGGAAGAGAUACAGAAGAAGCUGGCGCUGCUGAGUUACCCUAGGGCAAAUGCGCCUGCUCAGUCUCUCCUCUUCGCUGGGAUGGAACGUUAUGCUCUUCUCGAAUGGCUCUUUUUCAAGUUAUUAGGUGAUAAAUCUCCUUUCUCACAGCAAAAUCUACAAGGAGAUGCUGGAGUUCGUGAUGAAGAAACUGUUCGUAUUCAAUAUUUGGCUGAGAUCGCAAAGUUUCUGGGGAUUACACCAACCGUAGAUAUAGAGGCCAUUCAAGGACAUGGAACCUAUGAAGAUCGGAUGGAAAUGCUUCGCAAUAUUGUUGAUUUAGUGGAGGCAAGCCUCUUCUCAGAUAAUCCAGAGUGGAGUAUUGAUGAGCAAGUUGCCAAAGAUAUCCAGCUCAUAGAUGCUAUUGCAGAGAGACAGUCUCUGAUAUUUUCUGAGGAAUGCAAACUCUUCCCUGCUGAUGUGCAGAUCCAGUCAAUAUAUCCAUUACCAGAUGUUUCAGAACUGGAGACAAAGCUUUCAGAACAGGCCAAGAUUCUCUCUAAUCUUCAGCAAAAAGUCGAUGACCUGGCAGCAAAGCAUGCCUACAACCCGGACGAAGAAUAUGCAGAAGUGGAAACUCAACUAAGGGCUCGUUUAGGAUCGUUUCUUGAAACUGCUAGGGCGUUCAACACAAUCUACACAAAGGAAAUUCGUCCAUGGACUCAUAUGAUGGAAGUGCCUCAGCUACAUGGUUUUGGUCCUGCUGCAAACCGUUUACUGGAGGCAUAUAAUAUGCUUCUGAAGUUCCUAGGGAACUUGAAGAACCUAAGAGACUCACAUGCAGCACUUUCGAUUGGAUCAUCGGGAACAGUGGCCGGAGAGCCAUCUUCUGUAACCAGGAUUGUAUCAGAGUGUGAAGCUGCAUUGACUGUUCUCAAUCGAGACCUUGGCAUCCUCUCUGCUUCUAUUGCUCGUGAGCAAGGGGAGCGUCUAUGA
Thlaspi arvense is the source of this 990-nucleotide messenger RNA. NCBI's taxonomy places the organism in Eukaryota, Viridiplantae, Streptophyta, Magnoliopsida, Brassicales, Brassicaceae. The record is from the annotation of a GenBank genome assembly.